AAUCGAAGCCAAGCAAUGAGCAGUGCAUUCAUUAAUUCAAAAAAUUCUCUGUAGGUAGCGCUAUAAUACGUAGAAGAAGGCGAAAGAAUCUGUUGGGUUCCCGUUGACGCCCAGUAUUUUAUACAAACCAUAAACACGGAUACGAUGCAAACAAUAAAGUGUGUGGUGGUCGGGGAUGGGGCAGUUGGUAAAACGUGCCUCCUCAUAUCCUACACCACCAACAAGUUCCCGUCGGAGUACGUGCCCACGGUGUUUGACAACUAUGCUGUGACUGUGAUGAUCGGCGGAGAGCCCUACACGCUGGGCUUGUUCGACACGGCCGGUCAGGAAGACUAUGACCGGCUGCGUCCCCUCAGCUACCCGCAAACCGACGUUUUCUUAGUUUGUUUUUCCGUUGUCUCGCCGUCGUCUUUUGAAAAUGUUAAGGAAAAGUGGGUGCCCGAGAUCACGCACCACUGCCAGAAGACGCCCUUCCUGCUGGUGGGCACGCAGAUAGACCUGCGAGACGACGCCGCCACCAUAGAGAAGCUGGCGAAGAACAAGCAGAAGCCAAUCACGUUCGAGCAGGGCGAGAAGCUGGCCAAGGAGCUGAAGGCCGUCAAGUACGUCGAGUGCUCCGCCCUCACGCAGAAAGGACUGAAGAACGUGUUCGACGAGGCAAUACUGGCCGCGCUGGAGCCCCCGGAACCCGUCAAGAGGAGAAAGUGUGUCAUCCUGUAAACUAUGAGGUUCCCCACGCCUAACGGAGCAGAUGAAAACAAGAAGCAGUAAUAAUUUUUGGCAUUGGCGCUCCACAUACUAACUCGCAACAUAUAAAAUAGCCUUUGAAGUGCCGAAGACUGGGUUGAGUAACGAACUGAUGCAGUGUCUUGGCAACGGUUCAUGGAACUCGGGGACGGAUCUGGGACGCCCACGAACAUUGGCCUCCAACUAUCGGAGUGUCGGAGGCGUCUUGUAGCUUCGGAGCCGCAAGAAGUCUCAAAGGCUUGAGCAGAACUGAAAUUUACAACUCUUUGUACCACAGUUCGUACGUAACCUUAGUAAUCAUUCAAACACAUUGUAAUAUUUGCCAUGGUUGUGUGUGAGUGUCCGUUUGGUUUUUGUACUUGCGUGUGCAUAUGUGGAGGAAUGGUAGAAUUGUAUCUCCCCUUGGAAUUCUUAGACUCUCGUCGUAGAUAUUCCUAGCAGCGCAAUUUGUGCUGAGCUUUACUCGCUGUAAUAAUGCAUAUCUCUUGUGUCCGUGGUUUUCUCAUCCUGUUACAUUGUUUCUGGAGGGAGUAUCGCAGGAUUUGUGCACCAGUUGCAGAUUGAUUGGGUUGGUUGGCAGAAAUGUGGAAGACUGCUCUGUAUGCUGCAUUGCCUAAAAUCUUCAAUAAGUCAUGGGUUUGUAUUCAAUUCAUUAGUAAGCUUGUUCGUGCUUGGAAUGUUUUGCCUUUGUGCUUCAAGUUUGUUGAUUUUAUUUUCAUGCAAAUAGAGUAGCACACUCUUUAGAAUUUUAUGUAACAUGUGUAUAUGUACAUCAUCGUGAUACAUCUUUAUUCUCGUAAAUGUUUCAUUAUCAAUUUGUCAUUGCAUUGUAAAUAUACCGUGUGUUAUUGCAUAAUUGUUGCACAUUUCAUCCUCAAAUCAAGUUUGAAAAGUAUGGGUGAAAUUUUUAUGCAAGAAAGUCAAUUGUGUUGAGGUUUAUUUUUUGCUUGGGAAUUACGUUUGAUGAAAAAGCAAAUUUACUAAAGUACACCAAACAUUUAAAAUUAAUUAUUCAACAUAUUUUGCAGCUUAAUUAAUAACUAAAACUGUAACUUAAAACGUGAGGUGGAACUAACGUAGUACACCCAUAACUCUCGUAGUACACACUAACCAUUGAAGAGUGCUGGUCGGGCUAUCAAAUGUAGUUUACUCAGCACAAGACAGAGUGCGCGUGUAGCAUGCAGUCAGCGAGCUAUCCAUGUUAGACUACGUACACACACUAUACAGGUAUCAAUGUAACCAAACAUGUAUGAUGCCCACAAGUGCUUGGCUAUUUUUUCAUCUGCAUAAAUGCUUCACAGUGGUUAUGAAACAGAUAAAGAUUAGGAGGUUUGAAAAGGGUUUUUAUAAGAGAAUUUACACGUUAGAAACUUUUUAUUUCUGUUAGUUAAAUAAGUAAAUGGUAAUAUCCUAACAGUGCUUAAAUAAAAACAUGGUUUCAUACGGGAAACAAAAGUUUUUGGGCAACAUCUUACAUGGAAAAAAAUUAUGUAUCUUAUGGAAAAAAUCGCGGACCGAAACAUUUGGCUGUAAUCACUGUAUUUUUCCCUAUCUGAUUGCAACUAGGAAAUUGUUCUGUGAUCUUUGGUAAAUUCGUAUUUACCACCAACACAAAGCACUCUAAAUCUAACGGAUUUAAAAAAAAAAUAAUGAGAGUAUUCUUCACCCAGCAAAAAAAGUUCUGAUGCCUUAAAAUAACAGUAUGGCGAUUAUGCAAUAUAACACUGUAAAGAGCCUUUAUGUUCGUGGCAAUGCAGUAAUACCAGUCAUAGCAGUGUGUUAAUUAUUAGCUGUGAUUGAAACGUGUGGUUAAAUACCUUCUUUUGUUUCAUUUCCCAAAACAUUUAUUAUAUGCAUGACUGUUUUGAAGUACAAUUAUUUAUGAGUUUUAUCUUCAGUGUUUAAAAAUUAUAAAGAAACGUACAAGUUUUUUUUUUUUUUUCUCAAAAUUUUUUUUAAAGAAUAUAAAGAAAGGUAGUUAAGAAAAUUUUCAAAUAUAUUUCACAAGAUAUUUAUUAAUUAAAUUAGUAUACUUAUUUUUGCUCCAUUCUACUGAUGCUUGUUUUCUUCAAGUGUGGUACAGUAUAAUCUGGUUCUGUUUUGAGAUAAAUAAAGUAGUUUAUUUACAGUGUAACCUUGUAUAACCGCUUCCACUAGUGAGAGGAAAGGUUGAAGAAGUGAUUCUCACAUUGGCACAUGUUGAUUUCUGUGGUGAUCAGACAGUUAUGAUCCAUGCAGUGCCAAUGUAAGAAUUUUGUAGAAAAUUGUACAUGAAUUAAAAUUAUUGAAUACCUUUCUGGUGUAGUACAUGAGGGAAGCCAUUAGUUACAAGCAAUGCCAAUACCAUGUCGGUGUUUCCAGUCAGCCUACACGCCAUUGGCUGUAGGUUGGCAUCAUAACACACAAAACAAAUUAGGAAUCUGUAAUGCCUUUUCGUAUCUGAGCAUCAUUAUUUUAAUAUAUCAUGAGUUUCACCAGUCCGGGAGAUAAAUUUUCUAAAUUUCUGAUUGUUUUUGUUAAGUUUGCUGGAAAUUUUUGCAGAUGCCAUAAACAGUAAAUAAAGUUCACCUUAUAAAGCACAUUUGAGUAAUUGUGAUAGCAAACUAGAGAUUUUUACUAGAAUAUACGUGUGGCAACCAAACAGUGUGUGUAAUGUCUUCGUAGUGAAGAUGGAUAAACGUAUAAGGGGGAUGCAAAGGUACACUCUGGGAGGAAACAAGGGUAAUGUGAUGCUAGAAUGUGGCUUAACAAAGGCAUGCAGACAAUUCCCGUGGUAUUGGCAUCCAUAGUUAAUAUUUUAACCUUUUUUUUUAUUACUGGUUUAGAGUUCAGAGCUGUACAGUAGUUGUGUAUCAUAAUGUAAAAUGCAUAUUUUUAUUAGCUAUAUUUUUUUUCCCCGUACAUGAUAUUCGGCAGUGUGUUGUACAGAAACUGUUCUGAGUUGUGUUGGUGAGUGGCCAAGUCGUCAGAUCUUCAAACCCUGCUUGGUUGUAUUCUGCAGUGGAGCAAUAAGGCUACUGUUUGUGCAAUUUUGGUUGUAAAAGUUUUUUGUAUAUUAAAAAGUGUAAUUUUUUUGCUA
This is a messenger RNA of Bacillus rossius redtenbacheri, 3826 nucleotides long. It is a transcript of the gene Cdc42, whose product is annotated as cdc42 homolog. The coding region runs from base 145 to 720 and encodes 191 amino acids. Gene Ontology annotation, biological process: establishment or maintenance of cell polarity; Cdc42 protein signal transduction; endocytosis. The transcript has 7 exons. Lineage: Eukaryota; Metazoa; Arthropoda; Insecta; Phasmatodea; Bacillidae. The record is from RefSeq and is a predicted model, not a curated record. Gene Ontology annotation, molecular function: GTPase activity; GTP binding; protein kinase binding.